AUGGAUUGGGAUCCAGGUUCCGUAUAUUCCAUCAUUAAUACUAAAAUGUGGAGAAAAAUUGGAUCACCCUCACUAAUGCAAGCACCCACAUUAAAAGCUUACUGUAACUUCAAACUAAAACCCAAAGGCUUAACUGAUAUUACUGUAGAAGUUGAUAACCGAAGUUUAAUAUUACCAGUAAUUGUAAUGAAGCAUGCUGAGCCAAUGCUCUUUGGCCUGCAGUGGAGUGAAUCUUUUGAUAUGAUUUUUCCGGAACCCGUUUACUCUAUAAAAAAAAUUGCAAUGACAACGAACAUGUCACUUAGGCGUGUAUUAGAUACUCACACUAGGCUCUUCGACGGAAAAUCACCAGCUCAAAUGAUGUUUGGACGCAGACUUACAUGUGAGUUAGACAAUGCCCGCCCGAAUCUAAAGCAUCAAUUGAGAUUUAAGCAAUUACAAGCAGACAUUCUGAACGAAAAUACAGAAGCUUUUAGACCCGGAGAUAACGUUUAUAUUCGAGAUAAAGUGAUGAAACAGUGGAAGCCAGGUGUUAUUAAGCAGAGAACACAUAAAUACUCAUAUAAAGUCAAUACACCCGAUGGAACAGAAAGGCGAAUGCAUGCAGAUCAUAUUAGGCCAAGAGCCAUGGAUAGAGAAAAUGAUACAAAAGCUGAACAUACACCAAUCAGCUCAACUUGGUUUGAACACAAAGCACCAGACAGAAAACAACCAAAUUCAUCUGAAAAAUCUACGGAACCAGUGACUCCGAUAAAAGCCUCGAUUCCUAAUAUUACACCCACAGAAACGAUAACGAUACAAUCAACACCUAGACGCAGAAGCCUAAUAGCAGAAACAAUCGAACAAGACAGGCUAACCAAUGAAUCGAAUAAGGAUAGAGAAUAUAAAGCGAUACAACGACGUAGUAAACGUACUAUAAAACCGCCACGAAGGUUGAUUGAAGAAAUG
Molecule: messenger RNA, 948 nt
Organism: Brenthis ino (lesser marbled fritillary)
Lineage: Eukaryota; Metazoa; Arthropoda; Insecta; Lepidoptera; Nymphalidae
Source: the annotation of a GenBank genome assembly